Molecule: messenger RNA, 2533 nt
Organism: Linum tenue
Lineage: Eukaryota; Viridiplantae; Streptophyta; Magnoliopsida; Malpighiales; Linaceae
Source: the annotation of a GenBank genome assembly
CAACACCGGUGGCCAGCUGCGUGCUUCUCCUUCUUCCUUCCUUUCCCAUUUCCCCUUCUUCCCCCAUUUCCUUGCCUAUUCCUCCAUUCCCUUCUUCUAUGUCGUUGAAUUAAUCGAAUUGGAUUCCCGGCAUUCAAAACCCAUUUCUUCAAUUCUCGAUUCGGAGCUCCUAAAUGCCCCCAUCGCCGGAAUUUCGCGGAAAAUAGCGCGCUCGAGGAAGGGCUUCGCGCCUCGUCUGUCUCUGUGCGUGUGUGUAAUUUCUGGUGUUCGUGUUCUCUCUUUCUGCUCGUUACUCCGAUUGAUUCUCUCCCGUCUCCGGGGAGGGCGGCCGUCGGGGUAUCUUAUGCGUCUUGGGCUUUUCUUCUGGAGGUUAGGGUUUGUCCGCGCGGGUGGGAAAAAUGAAGUCCCCGCUCGGUAAGUCCCGGGGAUUUAAGCUCCACAAGAGUGAUUCGAAAGAUAAAAGGGACUUCCUGCAUCCAGCUCACUUAGAUGAGCUCGCUCAAGCUGCCGAGGACAUGCAGGAUACGAGAAACUGCUAUGAUAGCUUACUUUCAGCAGCUGCUGCAACAGCAAACAGUGCUUACGGUAAUUUCCCAUUGAGAACCUCUUCGGAACGCUCGAACUUAAGGAGUUCUGCAUCUAGCUUUGGAGAUACAGAUGUUAGUUACAAUGUGCGAACCAAGUCCACCGAGCCGACAGUUGGUCAGAGGAAUGUCCAAAAGCCCGCUGCAAGGAUCGUGGGCUUCGAAUCUCGGGAAACAAGUUCUAGUUUCGAAGGCAUAGUUAAUGAAACAGAGACGUGCAUGUCGAUUGUCAAGAAGCGGUUGCUGUCACCAUUGAGUGGCUUGCUAUCUGCAAAGCAAUUCAAUGGGGAUUCUCUGAACAUUGGCUCUCGUCCUUCUCAGAUGCACUAUGAUAACAAGAAGGCAAAUGUUGGAAACAAAGUUGACCUCACUUAUUCGUCUUUCCCAUUAGCUAGUUUCUUGGAGCAAAAGGAAGUGGUGUAUGAUAACAGUCCCAAAACAUCUUCUACUGAUGGAAGAUCACAACUUAGAGCAGUAUCAUUAUCCCCCAAGAAGUCAAAUUCGCCUCUCUCUUUGUCUCCUCUAGGCCCGAGAUUUCCAGAAAGAAUCAAAAGUGUAGGAGCAUGCAGGGAAUCAGUUCAUGGGCAUGAAUCUUGCUUUAUCAUUGGUUCAGAAGAAACAGGCCUUUCUACAAGCAGAUCACUUGAAGAUGAUGAUCUAUUUUGCAGAGAAUUCAUCUCAUGUUCUCCUGAUGAUUUAAGCUGGUCUUUAUUCCAUGGAUCAGCUCCAUCUAAAAGCAUAAAGUUUGUGAGAAGUCUGAGCAGUCCUUCAGCCAGGCGGUCCUUGGUCGGUUCUUUCGAAGAGUCACUAUUAUCCGGACGGCUUUGCUCAGGAAAAUGCACUCAGAAAAUAGAUGGUUUCCUUGCUGUAUUAAGCAUCACUGGAGGGAACUUCUCACCACAGUCACAGAAGCUCCCAUUUUCAGUGACCAGUGUACAUGAAGAUUGUUAUUUAUUGUACUAUGCGUCAAUUAAUCUAGCUGGGAAUUCUUCUUCAAACAAGCAACGGAACCUUGGCUCCAGAUGUGGUAGGGACGGGAAUAAUGGCGAUUCACUAAGUGUUAGGAGUCGUUUGCGUGUUCCAAUGAAAGGGAGAAUUCAACUGGUUCUCAGCAAUCCCGAAAGAACACCAUUGCACACCUUCCUUUGCAAUUAUGAUUUGACCGAUAUGCCAGCUGGUACCAAGACCUUUCUGCGCCAGAAGGUCAGCUUAGCUUCAUCUGGGACAGCUCUCGCUGAGUUGAAACUGGGGCAGCAACUGGAUUCAGAGAAGAAGGUCCAAGACAAGGCAGAAGGAAAACCGCCUUCUGUUGAUGAUCAGAGAAGUGAAGUUAAGAGCAAUGAGAAUAGUAGCCCCACCAGCCAUGGAUGUGGUGCCCUACGCUAUGCACUUCAUCUCAGAUUCCUCUGUCCUUACCCUAAGCGAUCUCCUAGCAAGUCGGGAGCAGCUGAAAAGGCAGCUUCAAGUCCUAAAUCGGAAGCCCACGUGGACCGGAGGUUCUACUUGUACAAUGACAUGAGGGUGGUGUUUCCUCAGCGCCAUACAGAUGCUGACGAGGGGAAGUUGAAUGUGGAGUACCAUUUCCCAGAAGAUCCGAGAUAUUUCAAUGUCGCGAGCUGAAUCAAUGAACUUGAAUUGGGUUUCCUUCAAGGAGUGUACAUAAAUAUGGUUUGGGGGUCAGCCGAUCAUGAUGUUUAAAUUAUUUAUGCAGUUAGUUGUUCUUAAGUCGUUUCCAGAUUGUAAUCUCUGAAAAAUGGCAUUAACCUUAAUUACAUCUGUAAAUAUGGGGCAGCUUAAUAAUCUUAGUUCCAACAAUUCACAUUCUACCCUCUUAUUUGUGUGUGUUGUUAGCUGGUAAUACCCCAUUUUGUGGGUGGAGUAUCUGGUUCCUGGUUGUUAUGAAAGAGUUGGUUGAUCUUGGUGGAGUGUGCAUUGAACGAAAAAGGGUG